Aplysia californica (California sea hare) is the source of this 1309-nucleotide messenger RNA. RefSeq lists its product as uncharacterized. The coding region runs from base 124 to 537 and encodes 137 amino acids. Lineage: Eukaryota; Metazoa; Mollusca; Gastropoda; Aplysiida; Aplysiidae. The transcript is spliced from 3 exons. The record is from RefSeq and is a predicted model, not a curated record.
GUAUUCUAUCAUUCAUUCUCUAUUUUUGUCAUGGGAAGAAAACUGCAUUUAGUCUGUGUACAGACAUAGAUCUAUAUAGAGUUAUUGUAUUUACAAAUCUGUGUGAUUCCUCACUUCUAAAUUAUGAAGCUUACCGUGGGCUUCGUGUUUUCCAGGAUGAUCGCACAUGCCUCUCAUUGUAGAGGAAGAGAGGUUUCCUACAGAGGAACACACGAGGUGGAAGAGAACUUUGCUGAAUUUGGCGGCUCCGUUUCUUUUAUUGAUUGUACAAAGAACCCUGACCAUCCCCAGUUUAUACCUGUGUACGAGUUUAGUGAGGACCAGGUGAGAGUCUUAAUGCCUGAUGAAGAACAGUGGAUAGUGGACAAGGCAGUGGAGUAUGUUAAGUGCUGUGCUGAUUUAAUGGUCAGGAUCAGUGUGCAUUUUAUUACUUUUUUUAUUAGUAACCAGCGGGCCAACAUUGAUCUAAUGGCAAACCUUACCCGUUUGCUGACAGAUCAGGUAAAAAAGUCAGCAUUGUGGUUAGAGGCUUCGUGAUAGGGGUGUACAGUCGGAGUUAUGGAUGUUGCAAAUGUGGGAAGUGUCCACAUGGGGUGGCUAAGAAAAACAAAUUCUGGGAAAUUUACAUUGCUACAGCAUGCCAUGUGGUUUACGACGACGCAGAGGCCAAAGAAUGUGAGGUCGUGUUCUUCGAUGACCAUCCUGACGGUAGCGGCAGUGUGACACUGACCGGGGGCUGUGGUGUACAGUAUGCCCACACACAGGCGGACAGCUGUGUACUGGUGUGCUACACCCACGAUGAGGUCGUGGCUCACAGACUGAGGAAGCUCCGCGAUAGACGACGUGAGAUAGAGGGGGAUCGGCUAGACCUGACAAAACAGAUAAAAAAGAGAGACUUGUCUCGUAGUCUCGAUAAGGUCCCAACUGCUGUCAUCUCACAUCCACACGGACGGAUGAAGUACAUCACACUCGGGCACACUGAGGGUAAAAGUCUGGAUGACUUGAAAUGUAGGCCUCUCAUCUACACUGUACCCACUUGUCCUGGCAGCAGCGGGCUUUGUCCUGCCUCUAAGUCAUCGGUACUAUAAUUUACGGGUCAAACCUCACAGCUCUGCAAGACCUGAAAAUCGAGGCUGCAGUGCUGAGGGAGUUUAUCUUAAUUGUAACUGUUAAUGUUUAAGGUGGCAGUCCAUACUGUGAAUUUACAAAAAAUACAAAUCCUUAAACUUUGAUACAUGUAAUCUUGUCCAUUGUGGUAUUCACUAGGAAGCAUCUAUUGAACCUUCAGACACUGCAUCUUUUUGGGGGG